GAUCGGGCCCCAAGCAUUAGAGAGAAUCGGUUGGCUUUGUGUAUAAAAACGUAUACAGCCCAUCACACAUCGGCCGAAUGCAUUUUGGGAUAGGGGAAACCCCUGACAACAUAGACAUGUGCUUGAUGGAACUGAAGUGUGUAGCAAUUCAGCGAAAAAUUGAAAACAUUAUGUAAGCAGAUGGGAGCUGAGAUCUCGCUGCCUAAAUGGAAGGUAGCUCAGUUUCAGAGUACAGAAAAUUUCUUUUCUCCUUGUGUGAAGAAAUAACGGAAGGAAACCUACAAAAGUUGAAGUAUUUAUGCCUCGAUCGAUUAACAACAAGAGAAUUGGAGGAGAUAAACACCGCCACGAAUUUGUUUAAAUGCCUAGAGAUAAAACAAGAGAUAAGAAAAGACAAUCUGAAUUUGUUGGAGGAUCUUCUUACGCAAAUAGGUCGCUACGAUUUAGUGGAGAAACUAAAGGAGUUCAAGAGCAGGCGCAGCUUUGAUUGUGGCGCGAGUGGUUCCAUUAAGUUUCAAGUUGAUGAUAACAUGGAAGAUGUUCCCGACGCUGCCGAGCCAACCGCGAAUGUAGCUGGCGACAAAAAUGAUCCCACAGCUCUUGCUUCAAGUGGGUCUGAAGAAAUCCUGUUGAGAGACGUCAGCGCAGACGUUUUUGAAGAACUUGGUUUUUUACUAAAUCCUUCUUCAUUUAAAAGUUGGAAAAUUCUGGCAGGUAAGCUUGGCUACACCCUCAACCAUGUAACAAAUUUCAAAUUGUGUCCAAUGAACAGCACCCAAAUGCUGCUUCAGGAUUGGUCCCAUCGUGGAGAUGCUACAGUUCUGAAGUUGUACCAGACCCUCAUGGAUAUAGGACGCGAAGAUGCAGCCCAGAAACUGAAGAGGAUUUUAUUUCCUUCUCGUGGUACAUUGUAGAUCUUGUAGACGUGAAAGUUUUGUUUGCCUACUAUGACGAUGCGAGUUAUCUCCUGAUAAACGGAACUAAGAUUUUUCUUAGGGCAUGUGCAGGUUUUCAAAUCCAUCCUACUUAGCCGCCUCUACCACAAGAAUCUACUGUCUGCUAUUGUUGUUUUAUUGAAUUGUUUGAAAUAAUUAGUUUAGAAAAACAAGAAGAGUUAAUGACUUGAGAUAAUAGCCCUUUUACUAGUAGAGCUAAAUUUCUCAUUUUACGUUUUAUUGUUUUUCCUCCAGCAAUGUUAUAAAUAAUGAGAAAUAUUAAAGCACGCACGCACGUGUGUACUUGCGCUCAGGUAGCCGAUAGUGAAACUAAGGCCCAAAGAAUGGGGCGCUUUCUUGGUUUAGGUUUGUUGCUAGAGCAACGUUUGGAGAUGACAGUGUCGAGGCCAACCUCGUUGUCAGGGCGCUUUUCCUCUCAAAUGAAGAGGGGUGACCCCUCCUCUUUUUUUAAAUUGAGACUGAAAUGGGUGCAUGUUUUGUCAAACCUUUUAACGAAAAGAAAAGAACUAAGAAAUUUAAGGUGGCUAGAGUUUCAUUUGUUUGUUGUAUAGUCUAAUUUUAUGAUGUUAUAUAACUUUGUUUUUGUGAUUAGAGUUACCUGUUCAGGAGAAAAUCAUCUGCCGCCAAUCCUUGAUGCUACAGCGACUUUGUAGAAUAUUUGCUUAUUUCGAAUAAGGCCAUUGUUUGGAGCAGCGGCCGCCGUUGAAUUUUCCAUGGGUUUGAGUACAGGUUUAGGUCGAUAAGAUAUACAUAGAGCGUUUAGAACAAAGAACUUGU
This is a messenger RNA of Pocillopora verrucosa, 1733 nucleotides long. RefSeq lists its product as uncharacterized. Gene Ontology annotation, molecular function: protein binding. Gene Ontology annotation, biological process: regulation of apoptotic process; signal transduction. The record is from RefSeq and is a predicted model, not a curated record. NCBI's taxonomy places the organism in Eukaryota, Metazoa, Cnidaria, Anthozoa, Scleractinia, Pocilloporidae.